AUGGAUUCCUACACGAUACGCGUAAAGAACCAAUCGUCGAAAGCCCGGACAUACACUGUAUGCUCCGAAGAGGUUUACAUUUUAGAGUCUGCCAAGAACAUGCUGGUCAGCCCCAUAGUUAAUCCAGGAAUGUCCUGUGAUAUUAUUAUCAAUGACAAGUUCUAUGUCUGGGCCAAGUUGACUGGUACUUCCUCUCAAAAAGUGUUCCCAGAGGCGAACAUCGGAACAGCGCUCCUUCUAAGGCGGUAUGGACGACAACUAGCCGUUCAGAAGAUCGGACAUGUCCCCGAACCCGGAUGCUUCUCUAUUUCUAUCGAUCCCAACUUUCUAGAACAUGGUGUGUUUGGCCUCGGCCUCCAGGUAUCGCCAUCUACCGCAUUCCGUCCCCUCACCACAGCCGAAGCGACCGAGGUCGAGACUUACAACAUCCAGCCGAGCCGGGUCUUCGAAGUAGCCGUAAACGAGCGCUACAAAGAUGGCGAUGAGCUGCUUAACAGCGUACCUCCGACUUUGUCGGUUACUGUUAACUUGGAUGUCGGUGCCCGAUUUGUCACGGUAGUUCACAGCACUAACGACACCGCUGAGGAUCUGUCCAUUGAAGACCCGAUAGUGAUGAAGGAAUUGCAGGAGGAGAUGGACCGGCUGAGCAAGGAGGCAGAGGAAGAGACGAAGAGGCAGGCUGCGGCGGUGGCCGAGCAAAAAAGAAAAACUGAUGAGAAGACUGCUGCCGAGAGGGCUGCUGCUGAGAGGGCCCGCCAUUUUCAGAACCAAAGCUUCGUUUCGGGCCAUUCCAUCGCCGCUAUCACAUGGUCCGCAUGGCAUAUUCGUGUGUACUUUCAAGAUGGCCGAGGAGGAGUCCGUGAGUCCAGACACGAUGACGGAGUCUGGAUAGGUGGAGAUUCGGGGAGUGUCCUGUUCACGGCCAAGAUGGGGACCCCUCUAUCUGUGAUCAGCUGGGACAAUGGCCAACAGUCAAGGGAUUCGAGUCGCGCCCUGUUCGAAGCUGUCAGCGAUUUGCUGGCCUGUGGGCACGUCGAUUCGUGUUUAUUUCCAAGGGAAGUUGUUGUCCUCACACAGCGAAAUUACUGUAUGAGCUCGGGCAUUGCCGCAACGAGAUGGUUCCGUGGCGCACUUGACAAUAUUCACAGGAAUCUACAUAUCCGCAUAUACUACCAAGACGAGCAGUCAUAUAUCAGGGAGCUGUAUUGGCAGGUCGGCGGCUGGUCCAUGGGCGGAUUCAGCCAGCAGGCGCUUGACCUCACUCCUAUCGCGGCAUUCGCUUGGUACGAUCAACAAAUCAACAUACGCGUGUUCUGGCAGGACAGUUGCAAGGCACUGCUCGAGUCGAAAAAUGCUAAUGGUUGGGCUGGUCCGUCGAAUGUUGCGAACGACAUCGAUGAGCACUGUCCUCUCACAGCCGUGGAGCUGCAGAAUGGGCAACACCAUAGAAUAUACCUGCGAGAUCAAAUGGCUUUGGUGGAGAAAUGUAAUGGAAAGUACGGGUAUCAUUGGUUCAAUGGGGCUUUUUUUAUGACUUAG
This is a messenger RNA of Cryphonectria parasitica EP155, 1539 nucleotides long. RefSeq lists its product as uncharacterized. The record is from RefSeq and is a predicted model, not a curated record. NCBI's taxonomy places the organism in Eukaryota, Fungi, Ascomycota, Sordariomycetes, Diaporthales, Cryphonectriaceae. The transcript is spliced from 6 exons. The coding region runs from base 1 to 1539 and encodes 512 amino acids.